Molecule: messenger RNA, 1772 nt
Organism: Perca flavescens (yellow perch)
Lineage: Eukaryota; Metazoa; Chordata; Actinopteri; Perciformes; Percidae
Product: phosphoethanolamine N-methyltransferase 3
Exons: 12
Coding region: 255-1733 (492 amino acids)
Source: RefSeq, a predicted model, not a curated record
UAGUCCGUAGACACUCCCCUCCCCGUUCCACCCCUGUCCUGCCUUGUCCUCAUGUUGGGCGCAUCCUAAUGGCCAGUUUCCCACCUGGCGACCAUCUCCUCCACGCGUUCUGUUAUUUAAAGAGCACCAUACACGCUGAAACCUGCACUCUGUCAGAGAGGCGUUACUCAUAGUAGCCCUCUUUUGUUAAUUGCCAGACUACAUUGGAAGUGUAGAAUAAUUUUGCAAUAAGUUCAAAUCCACCAAAGACCACCAUGGAAAAAGCUCGUAGCAACAUGACAGAGUUUUGGAAAGAGCACUCCAAGGCCGCCACAGUGGAGGAGAUGAUGCUGGACUCUCGUGCCAGGGAGCUGACCCAACAUGAGCUGCCCGAGAUCCUGUCCGUACUGCCCAGCCUGGCUGGAUCCAGAGUGCUGGAACUGGGAGCUGGCAUCGGUCGUUUCACCAGCCACCUGCUGACCAAGGCUGGCCAUGUGACUGCUGUGGACUUCAUGGAAAGCUUUGUGGAGAGAAACAGACAGGACAAUGGUCACCAUAGCAACGCUACCUUCAUCCAAGCUGACGUCACGAAGCUGGAUAUCCCCCAAAACAGCAUUGACUUUGUCUUUUCCAACUGGCUGCUGAUGUACCUGAGCGACACAGAGCUGAAGUCGUUUAUAGAGAAGACGCUGAGCUGGCUGCGGCCCGGUGGCUUCUUUUUCUUCAGAGAGUCCUGCAACCACCGGUCAGGUGACUCCAAGAGGGACUUUAACCCCACUUGCUACCGCACUGAGGCACAAUACAGCCACCUGGUAUCAUCACUACAAGUGGAGGUGCCAGAGGGGGGCCAAAAGUUUGGUUUUGACAUUGUGUUGAAAAAGAAAGUUCAGGCCUAUGUUGAGAUGAAAAAUAAUCAGAAUCAGAUCUGCUGGCUUCUGGAGAAGGUUCCCCGCUCCUCAAGUAUCCAGGACGGAUUCAAGACCUUUCAGCAGUUCCUGGACAACCAGCAGUACACCAACCGCGGCAUCCUGCGCUACGAGAAGAUGUUCGGGGCUGGUUAUGUCAGCACAGGGGGGCCCAGCACCACAAAGGAGUUUGUGGACCUGUUGAACCUGAAGCCCGGACAGAAGGUUCUAGAUGUUGGCUGUGGCAUUGGUGGAGGGGACUUUUACAUGGCAAAGACCUUUGGAGUGGAGGUGCUUGGCCUGGAUUUGUCAAACAACAUGGUGGACAUCGCCAUGGAGAGGGCGAUCACUGAGAAGCUGCCAUCAGUCCAGUUUGAGGUGGCUGAUGCCACAAAGAGGUCGUUCCCAGAAGGUUCCUUUGAUGUGAUCUACAGCAGAGACACAAUCCUGCACAUAGAUGACAAACUGGCCCUCUUCAAACGCCUCCAUUCAUGGUUAAAGCCAGGUGGAAAGUUGCUCAUCAGUGAUUACUGCUGCGGGGAGAAGCCCUGGACACCGGUGUUUGAGGCCUACGUCAAACAGAGAGGCUAUGUCCUCUAUACACCCUCACAGUAUGGCAAGUUCCUCCAGGAAGCUGGUUUCUGCAAUGUUUGCUCAGAAGACCGGACAGCCCAGUUUAUCCAGGUGAUAAAGACAGAACUCCAGAGAGCUGAAGUCAUCAAGGAUGAAUUCAUUCAGGAAUUCUCUGAAGAGGACUAUUUUGCAAUAGUAAAUGGAUGGAGUGAAAAACUGGAACGUUCCAACAGUGGAGAUCAACGAUGGGGACUCUUUUAUGCGACAAGGGAUUGAGUGAUUGCACUAAGAAUUGAGAAGACAAUAAAAUAAAAG